Messenger RNA from Colletotrichum lupini, 5085 nucleotides. RefSeq names its product JmjC domain-containing protein. Gene Ontology annotation, molecular function: histone H3K36 demethylase activity; histone H3K9 demethylase activity. The coding region runs from base 1 to 5085 and encodes 1694 amino acids. Gene Ontology annotation, biological process: chromatin remodeling. The transcript is spliced from 3 exons. The record is from RefSeq and is a predicted model, not a curated record. NCBI's taxonomy places the organism in Eukaryota, Fungi, Ascomycota, Sordariomycetes, Glomerellales, Glomerellaceae. Gene Ontology annotation, cellular component: nucleus.
AUGUCGACCGACGCUGUCAGCGCUCCAGUCUCGGAGCCUGCACCUGUGCCGGCGCAAUCCACGACUGGUGACCACGACGAGGAGCCGACCCUUGGCCAGAUUGAAUGUGCAAAGCCCGCCUUCCUCCACUCACCCCCCGACAGCAACAAUGCGCCCAAGUCGGAAGCCAGCGACUCUGAGCUCAGCGACCUCGACGACGAUGCCGUUGACCCAUCUGCUGCUCCUGCGACCCAAGAUGAGGCGCCGCCGCCCGAGGACGACAUUGGCGAAGUCCUUCCCGACCACUGGUCCGGGACUGUCCCUGUCUUCAGGCCCACGAUGCAUCAGUUCAAGGACUUCAAGCUAUUCAUGACCAAAGUCGAUCAUUAUGGAAUGAAGUCCGGCAUCGUCAAGAUUAUCCCUCCUCCCGAGUGGAAGGAAAACCUCCCCCGACUCGACGACCUGGUGAAGCAGAUCCGAGUUAGAGAACCAAUUAAACAAGACAUCAUGGGAUCGAAUGGAACCUAUCGCCAAGUCAAUAUUCUUCAUCAAAGAUCCUACAACCUCCCGCAGUGGCGACAACUUUGCGACCAGAGCGAACAUCAGCCCCCAGCGCGGCGAGGCGAGCGCCGAGCCAACGUCGAAAAGCCGAAACCCCGAUCCGCCCCCAAACCUCGUACAGAAGCGAAAUCAACGUCGGCCGGGUCUAGAAAGCGGGGCCGAGGUCGACCGCGCCGGGGUAAGGCCAAGGGCAAGAACCAGGAUGAUGAGGACGAUGCCGAAGAAGAACAAGAGGAAGAGAAGCGACCGAUGACGCCCGUUUCCCCUAAGCCGGCUGCGGAUGCGGACCCCAAGGUCAAGGUCAAGAAAGAAGAAGUCGUCGACUCUGUAGAAGACCCGGGAAUGGAUGUUGACGAAGAUGAGCCACCAACCGUUGGCAGAAUGGGUCGGAUGGGUGGCGCGAGACAAGCAAAACCAAAGACUCAGACUGUUUCGGCCCGUCGGAAGUACAGCAAGAGAGAAGGGUCCGCCAUGAUUGACGAAAAGGCGUUUGAAGACUUUGACUAUCAGAUGGAUGUCUCUGACUAUACCCCUGAGCGCUGUGAGGAACUCGAGAGGAUAUACUGGAAAACCCUCACGUACGCCCCGCCGUUGUACGGCGCAGAUCUCAUGGGUACUCUCUUCGACGAAUCGACAGAAAUGUGGAAUUUGAACAAGCUUCCCAACCUGCUGGACGUUCUUGGGACAAAGGUUCCCGGCGUUAACACGGCCUACCUCUACUUGGGCAUGUGGAAGGCCACUUUCGCAUGGCAUUUGGAGGACGUUGAUCUUUACAGCAUCAACUAUCUCCACUUCGGCGCCCCUAAACAAUGGUACAGCAUUUCACAAGCUGACGCCCGCCGUUUCGAGGCUGCCAUGAAGAACAUUUGGCCCACGGACGCCAAGGCUUGCGACCAGUUCCUCCGUCACAAGGGAUUCUUGAUUUCCCCAUCGCACCUCAAGCAGCACUACAAUAUCACCGUUAAUAAGUGCGUUUCGUACCCGGGUGAAUUCGUCGUAACCUAUCCCUACGGUUACCACUCUGGAUACAACUUGGGCUACAACUGCGCCGAGGCUGUCAACUUUGCGCUCGACUCUUGGCUUCCCAUGGGCAAGAUCGCCAAACGUUGCGAGUGCGCACAGGCGCAAGAUAGCGUGUGGGUUGACGUAUACGAUAUCGAACGGAAACUCCGUGGCGAACCCACUCCCGAGUACGAGGAAACUGACGAAGAAGACGAAGAGGACGAGGAUGAGGAUGAAGACGACGCUACUGGCCUUCCGUCUCCUCCUGGUAGUAACGGCAUUGUCAAGUCGGCUCGCAAACGAAAGCGCGCUGCUGGGGACAAAGAAGGCAGGGCAAAGACCAAGCGGAUUCGUCUCAAGGUCAAGACGCGCGCAGAGCCGACGUGCUGCCUUUGCCCCAGCGAUAUCCCUGGUGCAGAAGUCCUGCCAACAGACGAUGGCCGCAAGGCCCAUCGGAUGUGCGCGCUAUACCUGCCCGAGACAUACAUCGAUACCGUCGACGACAAGGAGAUCAUUGCGAAUGUUGCCAACAUCAACAAGGAACGCCUGGAUCUCAAGUGUCUCUAUUGUCGGUCCAAGAAGGGUGCCUGCUUCCAGUGCUCCCAGAAGAAAUGUGCUCGGGCCUACCACGCCACAUGCGCGGCUGCCGCGGGUGUCUUUGUCGAAGAAGCCGAAGUCCCGGUCUUUGGCGAAGAUGGAACCGAGUACAAGGAGCAAGCGUUCGAGUUCAGCUGUCGCUUCCAUCGUACCAAGCGUGAUAGGAAACAUACUGGUGACUCCUUGGAGGAUGAUGUGCGGAUUCGCGAGGCUGCAGCAGCACUUACCAAGGGCGACAUCUGCCAGUUGCAGUACUUCAAGGGCGACAUCUUUGCCGGUGUCGUGGUUGAGAAUCGCGCCGAUGAGCAGAUGUUCCUCCUUGAUAUCAUUCCUAAUGGGUAUGUCUCUAUCGACAACUUUGAUCAACAAAUUCUGACGUGCUGUAGUGACCGUCUCGAGGUUGAGUGGAAGUGGCUUCUACUGCCCGACCCAUCUGACUACCACCUUCCAAAGGCGUCUUCCAAGGCUAUCCCGAUGCCAUCAUCGCAGAAGGCAAAGGAACGACUGAAUGCGAAACGCCCUGCUGAUGAGAUUCCCCGCAAAGAUGCUCCCUUUGUUGAAGGCUACACAUGGGCAGAGUUCCAUCCAUGCAACGAGUGUACUAAUCCAAACCAGACCAAGGUUGAUCUGUCGAAGGACAGCCAAGUCUGGCACUAUCUCGGCAAGACGUCGACGGAGGCGAAGGCACAGUAUUCUGAUGAUCCCGCCAAGCGGCUGCACAAUCCCAAGAGCAACUUUCUUGACACCAUUCCCAAGCCUCCCAAGCCUGUUUCCGCAAGCACGUCGCAUCGCAGGGUGUCGGUUGUUCCCCCACAACCAGCCCCAUUGCCAGUGUUUACGCCUGGAGUCGCUGUUCAGAAUGGGCCCAAGUCGGAGAAGCCAUACGUAUACAAACCCAGGAAACCUGUCGAAACCAACUACGCUGGGACCGGUUCUUUCACCACGCAAAAGUCCACACCCAAGGCUUCUGCGCCCCCGACUCCCGGAGGACAGCAGAUCCACUUCGGAGCUGAUCCUCGAUACCCGAUCCCGGGUACCCAGUUUGUUCAACAGAAGUUUGCUCCCGACGUACAUCAACAAUAUAUGCCUCGUCCCGCUCCAGCUGGGCAGGGCUACUACGAGGCUCCGAACUCGAUGCAACGGUCGAGCCCGUACAGCACCCCGGGACCGCAACCCGCAGUCAGCGCGCGGUCCACGCAACAAACGUGGUCGACGCCGUCGCAGAACUCCAGACCUCCUUUACCACACAGUACUUCGCAAGGCUCAACUCAGCAGAACCAUCGGAGAUACUCGGCCGCACCAACGCCUUCUGUUGCUAUGAAAUAUGCAUUCUUCCAGGUUCACCACAACAGGUCAGACUUUUCCAACCCUAGGGACUUGAUUAAUAAUACUCACACACUCCGUAGAGACUCGAAGACGUACCGAACUCCCUAUGCUCCAUGGGGAGGAUUCACCAACGGAUAUGAAGGUAACCUCCGAGCUCAUCUCAUGAGGACGUCUCCAGAAGCCUUCUUCAAAAACCGGCAAGGCUCCAUUCAGGGAGGCACGCCGACACCCGCUCCGAACACGGGCCCGCAGGGACCUGCUUACGGCGGUCCAUACCACAACACACUCACGAAUGUCAUGCCUCAAGGUUCUAUCGGAAUGUAUGGUGUCAAAACAGCGGCCCCUUAUUCUUCACCAUCGCCGCAGGUCCCUCAGAAUCACGCCAGGACGCCAUCUUACUCAUCGAUAUCUCCCUCUCCUGCAUCAGGCAACUCUCGACCCAGCUCGCAUGGCCAAAGUCAGGGCUGGCAGCCGCAGCAGCCACAGUCGGCGCCGCUACAUCCAGCGAUCCGGCCGCAGUAUGGAGGUUGGGCAAACCAGCCACAACAGCAGCAUCCUCAGCCUCAACAUACUCAACCAGCACAAUAUCAACCCUCGCAACAGCCUGUCUCUCAGCAGUCUCCUGCUAGCCAGCCUCAGUCUACCCAGACGAAGUCUCAGCCUGCAGCAAAGCCCGCUGCGCCGAAGGUGCAGUACAAGAUCCCCGAGAAGCAGACACCGGUUCCCCUCCCGGCCAAGUAUCUCGCAGCCAUGGGCAAGAUGCCUUCGGCUGCUACUCCAUCCAAGACCAGUUCGAAAACAACUGGAGCGUCUGCUCAAGGUACGAACCCACCCCCGGCUGCUCGCCCCGGGAAGGAUGCAACCCAGGAACCGCCGACGGCAGCCACCAAUGGCUAUACCGCGCAAACGGCUUCUCAAUCGUCAAAAUCAGCUGGCCCAACGACAGAGACGGCGCCUCCCGUAGCUCAAGCCCCCGUGUCGGUACCGCACACACCAGUGCCGGCUCCAACCUCUCGAAUGCCCUUUACGAAUCAAUCGAUGACUACGGCGUUCCCCCGACAGUCUACCCAGUCUCAAUCUCAGGCUUACGAUACGCCAUCAGCCCAGCCGUUCCCUCCCGCGAGCCGACCACGGACUGAGCAUCUCAACCCAGCAGAGCUCUUGGCCCAAUUUGCCCUCACCCCGCGCGUGAAUCCGCCGACGCCUACAGCACCUUCCCAUCAGUCCGCACCGUCGCCGGUUCCUCUACAGACAGCUGCCAUGCCAGGCUACCAGAGUCAUGGUUCAAACUGGGGACCGACGCAGCAGCAGCAGCAGCAGCAGCAGACACAGCAGCCCCAAGCCUGGGCGCCCCCGCCGGGACAUUGGCAGCCUCCACAUCAUCAGCAGUACCACCAGCAUCCUCCGCCACAGCAAUACCAACAGCAUUAUCGACAGCAGAAUCAGCAGCAGCCGCCACCACCGCCGCAACAACAACAUCAAAUGCAAGCGCAGCCAUCGUUACCCCCGCCCCAUCAAACUCCUGAGGACGACGUUCCUCUGCCCGAUGUGCCUACGGACUCGACGGCCAUCGUCGAGAGGAUGAUGCAGAAUCUCCGCCGCGCUGCGUUCCAAGGCUGA